AUGAGUUACAACUACAUAGUUUCUUGGUUGCUUAUAACAUUCACUGCUGCCGUAUCAUGUGUCCUAACUUAUGUAUUCUCUAGAUACCAACACGAUCCUUACAUGGAUGAAGUUUUUCAUGUGCGCCAAACAUUAAAAUAUAUUCAAGGAAACUGGAAGUUCUGGGAUAGCAAGAUCACCACACCUCCCGGUCUUUAUGUGGCUUAUGUGUCCGCUCACAAAGUUCUGAGUUUAUUAGGUGUACUUCCACCUGAACCUACUGCAAUGCAUUUUAGGUUUUCGAGUGUCCUGUUCAGUAUAAUUAAUCAUGUGAUUAUACUUAGGAUUGUUAAAAUCAUGAAAUGCAACUCUCCUAAUAUUCUAGCCAUCACUAUCGCAUCAGAACCAUUAUUCCUCUUUUUCUCUGCCUUCUACUACACUGAUCAUUGCUCGAUAUUAUUCGUCAUGGCGUCUUUUUACUUUAUUUUAUUACAUCGCGACUGGUUAAGUGCUCUGUUCGUCUCCUAUGCUGUCUUCACACGCCAAUCUAAUAUUAUAUGGGUUCCUCUGCUUAUGUGCAUCCACACUUCCGGGAGCCUAUCACAAAAUAUGUUCGGACAUGACCGAUGUUCCUCAACCAUGUGGAUCAAAAGAUUACUGUACAUGUUCAUCACACAUCCACUUUCUGUCACACUUGUUAUGCUGAAAAGUGUCUUCCGACCGUGUUUACCUUUUGUCUUAGUUUUACUUUCGUUUAUAUCUUUUGUUAUUAUUAAUAAAGGUAUUGUUUUGGGUGAUAGAGAAGCACAUACUGCAGUUUUGAACAUCCCUCAAUUUUUCUACUUUGCUACUUUUUGUGCACUUUCCACUCCUAUUCAGUUUGUGGGUUACAUAGUAAAUAGCAUAAAAUCAUUUAGAAACUUGCUUGUUAAUCGAAGUUGGAGGGUGUUGACUAUAUUUCUUCUGCUCACGCCAACUUUUGUCCUAAUUAUAUUAAUAUCUUUGAAGUAUUGUCUUUUUAUUCAUCCCUAUUUGAUUUCUGACAAUAGGCAUUAUACCUUUUAUAUCUGGCGAAAAAUAAUAUAUAGAAAUGUUUCCACGUACUACGGUCUGUCUGUUGUUUAUCUAGUAGCUACAGCGUACUUUGUGAACACCUUGUUCUUUUCUUAUCGAAACAUACCAUUCGGUCCUUUUAUAGAACGCUUAGUUUUCUUAGUGUGCACUUUCAUUGUUGUAACUGCUUCUGGUUUACUCGAAUUGCGAUAUUUCUUGAUCCCAUUUGUGUUAUGGCGCGUCUUCUCUUUUUCACAUACUCAUUAUAAGUAUUUGCUCUGUGAAGUUUUAUGGAAUUUAUUGAUUGUGUUUAUUACAGCAUAUCUCUUUAUCUUUAAGCCGUUUGAAUGGCCAAGUGAACCUGGUGUGUAUCAAAGGUUUAUGUGGUAG
Molecule: messenger RNA, 1422 nt
Organism: Schistosoma bovis
Lineage: Eukaryota; Metazoa; Platyhelminthes; Trematoda; Strigeidida; Schistosomatidae
Source: the annotation of a GenBank genome assembly